AUGCCUAGACUGAAAAGAAAAAGUACAGACCAAAGACAAAAACAGAUUAAAGAACUUGUUUCAAAGCGUAGAAGAGAAGAAACUUCAUCAGCAAACAAAUCAAGUGAAAUGAAUAACAAAAAUGAAAGCUUUACACCUGUGAAAAGAUAUUUUGAAGAUCAGACUGAUAAACAGAAUAAAAGAAGAAAAGAAUUGGAAGAAAAACGAAAUUCCUCAAAUUUAGCUGAACAGGCAAAUAAUCUUAAACAGGCAGCAAAUCGAUUAAGACAACAAAAGUUAAGAGCCUUAAAAACUCCUGAUAAGAAAAAUGAUGAUAAAAAUAAAGAUAGAAUAAGAAAACAAGUGGAAAGGACACUUAAGACACCAGAUCAAAAGCAGAGUGACAAUGCUAAGGAUAAGAAAAGGAAGAGUGACUCUCGUGACUCAAGAACACCCGCUCAAAUGGCCUCAGACAAAGCCAAAAAUAAGAAUUGGAUGAUUGUCUCUCGUGGCUCAAGAACAUCUGCUCAAAUUGCCUCAGAUAAUGACAAAGAUAAGAAAAGAAAGAGUGACUCUCGUGACUCAAGAAGGCCAGCUCAAGUGGCCUCAGACAAAGCCAAAAAUAAAAAUAGGAUGAUUGACUCUCGUGGCUCAAGAACACCUGCUCAAAUUGCCUCAGAUAAUGACAAAGAUAAGAAAAGAAAGAGUGACUCUCGUGACUCAAGAAGGCCAGCUCAAGUGGCCUCAGACAAAGACAAAAAUAAGAAUAGGAUGAUUGACUCUCGUGGCUCAAGAACACCUGCUCAAAUUGCCUCAGAUAAUGACAAAGAUAGGAAAAGAAAGAGUGACUCUCGUGACUCAAGAACACCCGCUCAAAUGGCCUCAAACAAAGACAAAAAUAAGAAUAGGAUGAUUGUCUCUCGUGGCUCAAGAACACCUGCUCAAAUUGCCUCAGAUAAUGACAAAGAUAAGAAAAGAAAGAGUGACUCUCGUGACUCAAGAAGGCCAGCUCAAGUGGCCUCAGACAAAGACAGAAAUAAGAAUAGGAUGAUUGACUCUCGUGGCUCAAGAACACCUGCUCAAAUUGCCUCAGAUAAUGACAAAGAUAGGAAAAGAAAGAGUGACUCUCGUGACUCAAGAAGGCCAGCUCAAGUGGCCUCAGACAAAGCCAAAAAUAAGAAUAGGAUGAUUGACUCUCGUGGCUCAAGAACACCUGCUCAAAUUGCCUCAGAUAAUGACAAAGAUAAGAAAAGAAAGAGUGACUCUCGUGACUCAAGAAGGCCAGCUCAAGUGGCCUCAGACAAAGCCAAAAAUAAGAAAAGGAUGAUUGACUCUCGUGGCUCAAGAACACCUGCUCAAAUUGCCUCAGAUAAUGACAAAGAUAAGAAAAGAAAGAGUGACUCUCGUGACUCAAGAAGGCCAGCUCAAGUGGCCUCAGACAAAGACAAAAAUAAGAAUAGGAUGAUUGACUCUCGUGGCUCAAGAACACCUGCUCAAUUUGCCUCAGAUAAUGACAAAGAUAGGAAAAGAAAGAGUGACUCUCGUGACUCAAGAAGGCCAGCUCAAGUGGCCUCAGACAAAGCCAAAAAUAAGAAUAGGAUGAUUGACUCUCGUGGCUCAAGAACACCUGCUCAAAUUGCCUCAGAUAAUGACAAAGAUAAGAAAAGGAAAAGUGAUUCAAGAGCUUCAAGAACUGAUGACAUACUAGAAAAUGAACACUUAAUUGAUAGAACUAGAAAGCAAAAGUCUCGAAGUCAACCUCCAAAAAUUGAUCUUGACCUUGCUAUAGAAAACUUCAGAAAGGCUAUCAGUCAAGGGCCUAAUUUCGCAUGUAGCUGUUGUUGCCGUCAACUUUACAGAAGAAGUGUCAUAAAACUUGAUUUGAAAAAGUAUUCAAAGAUAUCACAGCCAGAUUUAGACCUUUAUCUCACUAAAGAAGACUGGAUCUGUAACACCUGCCACAACAAACUAGUCAAAGGAAAAAUACCAUGUCAAGCUCAAGCCAAUGGUUUACAACUUACACCAAUCCCAGAAGUCCUCCAGAAGCUUUACCCAUUGGAGAUACAAUUAAUCGCUAAAGUUAUACCAUUUAUGAAAAUUGUUGCAAUGCCAAGGGGUGCUCAGCAUGGAAUAAAAGGACAAGUGGUUCUUGUACCAGCGAACCUUGAGAAAGUUGAAACAGCUUUACCAAGACCAACAUUCCAAAGUCAGAUCAUAUCUUUAGCAUUGAAACGACGACUUUCUGAUAAACAUCAUGUGCAUAAGCAGUAUAUAAGGCCUCAAUUUGUUAUCGAUGCUCUUCAAUAUCUAAAGCAAAACCACUCUAGUUAUACAAAUGUGAAGGUUAAUUCGACCUGGCAUGAAAUAAGUGAGGCAGAGGAUGCACAAUUCUGGGAUGCUGCAACUCACAAUCGAAUCAGUGUUACAGAUCAGGAGGAUCAUAUAGAUGUUGAUGAAUCAAAUCAGAAAUCAGAGUCUCAGAUGGAAGAUGGGACUAUAACUGAUAGUGAUGAUGAAAUGGAAGAAAACAAUCCUUCAGAAUUUAAUACUAAUCUCCAGAAUAAAAGAAGUGUUAAUAUAGACACAUGCAUUUAUCCAAUUGAUGGUCCUGAUGUGCAUACUAAUCAGAUUUUGAACAUAGCUCCAGGAGAAGAUCAAAUACCCAUUACAACAAAAGAAACUGAGUGGGAACAGAUGUCUUUCCCGAAAUUGUUUCCUGAUGGUAAGCAUACAUACAUUAUGAAGAACCCAAGGAAAAUUAAAUUAACACCAAAAAAGUACAUAAAUUCCAGACUUCUCUCCAAAGAUGGCAGAUUUGCAGAAAGUCCAGAGUAUACUUUCAUGGCGUUGGACUGGCUAGAACGAGAUGCUAUAAAACAAAGUAUAUCAAUUACCAGCAGAAAAUGCUUUCAAGAAGAUAUCACAUGUGGCCAAUUCAAAGAUCCACAGAGAAUCUCAAGGUUAUUAACUGAAAAUCAAAUAUUUGCCACUUUUAAAAACAUCCGUGGAACACCUCAAUACUUCAAACAGAUGCACUUGGAUAUGUUAGCCAAAUUACGACAAUAUGGUCCUUAUACAUUCUUCAUAUCAGGUUCAGCAGCUGAAUUUCAUUGGCCAGAAGUGAUAAGCAUUAUAGGUAGACAGUAUGGAGAAAGAUUUACUGAAGAAGACAUUAACAAGAUGACUUGGCAGGAUAAACGAAUGUGGCUGCAGAGGAACCCAGUGACUGCUGCACGUCAUAUUGACUACAUAUUUGAACAACUAUGGGAGAAAGUGAUAUUAAGUGGAACUCAUCCAGUAGGACAAAUUUUAAAUUAUGACCUGAGGAAAGAAAUGCAGGGCAGAGGAACUGCUCAUUUUCAUGCAGCAGUACAUGUAAAAGGAGCUCCACAACUUAAUGUUGACCCAGAUGAAGAGUUCGUAGCAUUUGCAGAUAAGUUUGUUAAAUGUGUUCUACCAGACAAGGAUGAGGAUUACGAGUUGUAUCAACUGGUACUGACACGUCAGAUUCACCACCACACCAGGACCUGUAAAAAGAAACAGAUUGUAACCUGCCGUUUCCAUUAUCCAAGACCACCUAGCCCUCAAACAGUUCUUGCACAUGUGCCAAAUGAUGAAGAUGCCUCAUUGAUAAAACAGAAAUCAACAAAGAUUAUAGGCAAGAUGUUUGAUGCUGUUCAGUCAUAUUCAAAAGAAGAAAAAAUGCCGCCUUAUGAAAAACUUCUAGACAAAGCGGGCAUCACUGAUGAAGAAUACAAAAAAUCUCUUCGAACAGCUAUACACAGAACCCACUUAGUAAUGGAAAGAUCACCUGAAGAUUUAUUUGUGAAUAACUACAAUCCUGUGUUGCUGAGAUGCCUAAGAUCGAACAUGGACAUCCAAAUGAUAACAUCAAUUUGGGCCUGUAUAGCUUACAUCACGUCAUACAUCUGUAAACCUGAGAAGACUAUGUCUGAGCUAAUGCAAAAAGCAAGUAAAGAGGCUAACGAUAAAGGUGUAACUGACAAACUGUAUCAUAUAGCCAACCAGCUAAGGAAAGGACGAGAGGUGUCACAUCAUGAAGCCAUAAUGAGAUGUCUGUCAAUGCCAUUUAGAAGAUCAAAUAUUCCUGUAGCAUUUGUGGCAACAGAUUUCAAAGAAAAUAGGACUAGAAUAAUAAAACAGAGAUCAGUUCUUGACACAAUGGAAGAUGAUGAUACCGAUAUAUAUACGACCACCAUUCACGAUAGAUAUGCUGCUCGACCAUCUAGCCUAGAACAAAUAUCAUUUGCCGAUUUUAUUUCAAACUACAGAUUGGAUUCUUCCUCUUCUAGUGAAAAUAACAACCAAGAAGAACAGGAUGAAGUUGAUGAGGAAGUCUCUGAAAAUGUUAUUACUCUUAGAGAUGGCUUAGGACAGAUGAAAAAGCGGAAAAUACCCCAAGUAAUUAGAUAUCAUUAUGUCUCUCAAGAAAAAGAUGAGGAGGCAUACUUCCAUAGAUUGCUCUUACUAUACCAGCCAUGGAGGUCAGAAGAUCAAUUGAAAACACACUCAACAUACAAAGAUUCUUUUGAAAUUGUAAAAGAACAACUUGUGCCAAAAAUCAAAUCAUUUGAACCGUUUCAUGACGAUGUUGAGUCAGUCUUAGAAAAUUUUGACCCGGAUGACAUGGCUCCGGAAGCAUGGGAAGAUUUUAUGGCAAACAUAGAGCAGGAAAAAGAAGGAGCAGUUAUAGAAGAUCCAAACUAUGAAUUCCUCAAUCCAGAUAACUUACCAAAUGAUGUUCUAGAAACAAAUUUACGUCAUUCGUCAUCUAAUAAAUCAUUCACAUUGACAAAAACAUCAACAUUACCAGACACUGAUUUUUACAAGUUGAUUCAAUCCCUAAAUUCCAAACAGAGAAUUUUAUUUGACUUCAUCUAUUAUUGGGCCACAGCUAUGAGAUUGUCUGUAAAUGUACCUGAUCCAUUUCAUAUCUUUCUGAGUGGAGGAGGGGGUGUAGGCAAAUCUCAUUUGAUCAAUGCUAUAUAUGAAGGUGUAACAAGAGCCUUGCGUACCCCAGCACACAGUCCUGAUCAACCAACAGUAUUGCUAACAGCCUCUACAGGAAAAGCUGCAGUAAACAUUAAUGGUACAACACUUCAUUCAGCUUUUAAUCUACCAAUAAAGGACAAAUCAAACAAAUUUGAAUAUAAAAAACCUGGCACAGAGAAUUUGAAUAGGUUACGAAGUAAUUACAUCAAUGUCAAACUCAUAAUAGCUGAUGAAAUUUCUAUGUUUGGAGCCAGAAGUCUAUUGCACUUGCAUCUAACACUUCAGCACAUUUUCGAGAUCUAUGACAAACCAUUCGCUGGAAUUUCUGUCUUGGCAGUAGGAGACCUUUUGCAAUUGAAUCCUGUAGGCGAUUUACCCGUCUUCAAAAACCCUUCUUCAGGAUACAGUGCAUUAGCUGGUUCAUUAUGGACACAGAAUUUUGAACUUCAUGAACUAUAUGAAAUUGUAAGACAAAAGAACGAUCCCAUGUAUGCAAAUAUUUUGUCGCGCAUUCGUAUAGGAAACAUUAUAGAUGAAGAUAUGAAACUGUUAAAAGAUCUUGAAAAUACAAAUACUGACAAUUUCCCAGAUUCCACUGUUAAAAUAUUUCUGACAAACAAACAGGUUGCUACAUUUAAUGACGAAAAAAUGGAUCAACUCCCAGAAAAGAUAACCAUUCGAGCUAAAGAUAGCAAAAGGGAUACUACAACCAAUACAGUUCCAAUCACAAUAAUGGAGGAAAAUAUAUAUAAAACGGGAGGCUUACCCUCAUCACUAACCAUUGCAAAAGACUGUAAAGCAAUGAUAACUAAAAACAUCGAUAUUUCAGACCAUUUAGUAAAUGGUGUCAUUGGAACUGUUCAGGAAAUUUGUGUCGAUCACAGAAAUCCUACAGCUGGUAUUAUAUUCAUGAAAUUUGGGAGUCCAGAUAUUGGCAGAGAAGCCAAGAAAACAACACCUUCACGUCUGAAAGGAAGUGUUCCUAUAAAGGCAGUGACAGUGAACUUCUUAUUAACAGCAAAAUCUCCUGUUCAGGUGGAAAGAACAAUGUUUCCUAUUGUUCCAGCCUUUGGUAUAACGGCACACAAAUCACAAGGAAGUACGUAUGAAUUUGUCAUUGGGGACCUCACAGUACCACCAUCCAUGAAUACAGUCAUGCCUGGACAAUUGUACACUGUCUUAAGUAGAGCAACACAUAGGACUGGAUUGAAAUUGAUAGAGUUUUCACCACAGAAAAUCAAGGUUAAUCAACAAGCUUUACAGGAAAUGGACAGAAUGCGAAAUCAAGCUACAUUUGAUUGGAUUCAUCCAUUAGAUCAACUUCCAUCAGAAAACAAAAAACACAUCGGCUUCCUCAAUAUCCGAUCAUUAAACCUGCAUUUAGAUGACUUGAAAGCCAAUACUGUUCUGCAAAAUCUAACUACAAUUUGUCUCACAGAAACUCAUACCUCACUAAGUCAUGAAAUCCCUGGAUACCAUUCCUUUCAUGAAAAAACACAGCAUGGCUUAGCUCAGUAUCAUAGAAAAUCAUCAGAAGAAUUUAGUUUACAAGUGUCUAAUGGAAAUGACCUACAAUUAAUGGCUAGACUGUUGAAAACUGAUGAAAAUCCAUUACUUGUAGCUGUAACAUAUAGACCACACAGUAUGAGUAAAGGGACAUUUGUGAGUCUGAUCUCAGAUUUUGUGAGGACUGUGCCAAAAACAUUCACUUUAGUGUUAGGAGGUGACUUUAAUCUUGGUCCUGAAGAUGAGAACCUACAAAAAAUAUGCAAACUAUAUAAACUAAAUGUUAUGAUCAAUCAGGCAACUCAUUUUCAUGGGAACAAUCUUGACCAGAUAUUGACAACAGAUGACAAGGCAUCAUCUUGUGUUUUUCCUGUCCCCUAUUCUGACCAUUUUCUUACAUGUAUAUCUCUGCAAUAAAGUAUGUGAUUUUAUACAGUAUGUAAACCAGAGUAUGAAACUUGAAUAUGAUUUAUAAACAAAAACUGUACAGUGAUAUUGUCUCGUACAUUUUAAAUAAACUUAUAUAUGUUAAUAGGUAUUUGUUUGAUUUUAGAUUGUAGUAUUUGGAUAUAUUUGUGACAGGAAAAAUAGGGAAAAAAAUG
Magallana angulata is the source of this 7100-nucleotide messenger RNA. RefSeq lists its product as uncharacterized. Gene Ontology annotation, biological process: telomere maintenance; DNA repair. Gene Ontology annotation, molecular function: DNA helicase activity. The record is from RefSeq and is a predicted model, not a curated record. The coding region runs from base 1 to 6915 and encodes 2304 amino acids. Lineage: Eukaryota; Metazoa; Mollusca; Bivalvia; Ostreida; Ostreidae. The transcript is spliced from 4 exons.